Amorphotheca resinae ATCC 22711 is the source of this 2121-nucleotide messenger RNA. RefSeq lists its product as hypothetical. Gene Ontology annotation, molecular function: dynein light chain binding; dynein heavy chain binding. Lineage: Eukaryota; Fungi; Ascomycota; Leotiomycetes; Helotiales; Amorphothecaceae. Gene Ontology annotation, biological process: transport along microtubule. Gene Ontology annotation, cellular component: cytoplasmic dynein complex. The record is from RefSeq and is a predicted model, not a curated record. The transcript is spliced from 2 exons. The coding region runs from base 1 to 2121 and encodes 706 amino acids.
AUGCAAGCAAGAAAAGAUGAGAUCCUGGCGAAGAAAGCCAAGCUUGCAGAGCUGAAACGGCAGAGAGAACUUCGUACUCGAGAAGUCUCCGCAAACAGGGCGAGCGUAGGGAGUUCAAGUGAUCUUGUAUCUCCGUCACCAGGACGAGCCGACCAAGACCGCCAGAAGUUAGAUGAUUUGAUAAAGAACCUUGUUGGGGAGGGAAGUAGGCCAGGCUCAACGGGUCCUGGGGGCGCAGGCUCCCCCGCUGGUAAAGGGAGUCGGCCAACCAGUGUUGUGAGCGCUGGAGAACUCAGCAAUGAAAACUCCGAGUCUGCAACUCAAACAAACCGGCAUUCUCAUCCUCUUUCAAUCUCGACACAAAUUCUCUCCACUGCCCCCUUGUCAACGAUCUACGAAUUUCAACCCUCGCCGGUAAAGGAGGUCUUCUCUUACAGCAAAGGCGUACAAACAACAGCAGAAUGGGGCACUCAGACAUCAGGGGCUCAGGCAUUCUCGGAUUCGGACUCGGAUGAUGGGGAGGCCCAGGCAACGUCGACAUCUGGAAAGCGAUUAAGCAGAAGGGAACGGGAUAGGGAAGAAGAGCUUCGACAAAAUAUAAGGAAGGAGAUUGAGGAAGAGCUCAAAGCGGCUCAAAAUGCUGCCGUGGAUGGUCCCUUGAUAUCCGAUUCCCAGACUACGGCUGCGGCAAACUUUCCGGCAAGGGCCCUGACAGCUGAGGAGCUCAAUGCCGUAACAUCAUCUGAAGAGUUUAUGGACUUCGUUGAGAGAUCUAGCAAGGUCAUUGAAAGGGCGUUGGAUCAGGAAUACGAUAUAUUAGCAGAUUAUGCCCUCAGCGGUGAAAACGGAAUUGAGGACGAUGAUGAUGAGUAUGGAAAUACUCGAGGCAGCAAAGGGCCACGACGAGUGAAAGAAGUGGCCCAAUUCUAUGAUGAACGAUGGUCAAAGAAAAGGAUGAUAAGUGCUAUCGACUUCUCACCUAAGUUUCCUGAGCUCGUACUUGCAGGAUACACAAAGAAUCCUUCAGCACCUCACGAUCCUGAUGGACUCGUCCAGGUAUGGAAUAUGCAUCUUCAUGACAGACCAGAGUUUGUUUUCCAUGCACCAUCAGAUGUGCUGGCUGCUAAGUUUUCUCCUUUCCACCCGAACCUGAUUGUUGGAGGUGCCUAUAGCGGCCAAGUCUUCUUGUGGGAUACCCGAGCCAAAUCGGCGCCAGUCCAAAAGACGCCUUUAACUGGAGCUGGGCACACCCAUCCAGUUUACUCCGUCGAUAUAAUCGGGACCCAGAAUGCAAACAACAUCAUCUCAUGCUCUACCGAUGGUGUACUCUGUGGCUGGACCGUGGACAUGCUCGCACAGCCACAAGAACUACUCACCUUAACAACACCUCCGCCAUCAAAGACCGAAGACCUCUGCCCGACCUGCAUGGCCUUCCCCCAAACCGACCCAACAUUCUUCCUUGUCGGUUCCGAAGAAGGGACCAUCUUCCCUUGCCACCGAUACGAUCGUGCCGGCUCAAAAGCAGGCGUAGAUCAACGGGUCAGCUACCGCGGCCAUGCAGCGCCCGUUAUGUCGAUGGAUUUCCACCCCGCCCGCGGGCCCGUCGAUCUUGGAGACCUAGUCCUGACUACGUCUUUAGACUGGAGCGUUAAAUUGUGGAGAGUGCGCGCUCCAGCCGCGACAUCAACAACUGGCAGCUUAUCAGGGGAGAACGCCGCUGUUGCCCCAGUCCUUGAUCUUACCCGUGAAGACGUGGUCUAUGAUGCAGCGUGGUCGCCCGUCAAGCCUGGCGUAUUUUCAGUCGUAGACGGAGCAGGAGGUUUGGAAGUGUGGGAUAUCACUGUUGACACAGAAGUGCCGAUUGCGAAGGUGCAACCUAGCGGUCGUAAGGAUGCGAGAAGCAUGAUGUCGAAGAGCCUGAACCGAGUCGCAUGGGAGCAAUCGGAAGGCAAACGGCUAGCCGUUGGCGGCCUUGAUGGUGCGCUUACGGUCUUUGAAGUCGGACCUGAUAUUGGAGGGAAGGAUAGUGCGAGGAAUGAAGAGUGGACGAGCGUUAAGAAGCUGGUGGCUAGACUAGAGUCUACGACGACGGGGACUGUUAAUGGCGUGAAUGGUUUAUAG